GCUCUGACACACCUCCCACCUGCCCAGGGCACACGUCAUCAUCGGUGCCACCCCAGGAUGGAGGCCGCCGGGCCAGAGCGCCUGGACAGCAGAGGCUCCCCCUUCCCGGGCACAACAGGAGCCAGCCUCUCCUGGGACAAUGGCACCAGACACAACAUCACCUUCCCGGAGCCACUGCCAGCCCUCUACGUGCUCCUGCCAGUGGUGUACUCCCUCAUCUGCGCCGUGGGGCUGAUGGGCAACACGGCCGUCAUCUGCGUGAUCCUGAGGGCGCCCAAGCUGAAGACGGUGACCCACGUGUUCAUCCUGAACCUGGCCGUUGCCGACGGGCUCUUCACGCUGGUGCUGCCCGCCAGCAUCGCGGAGCACGUGCUGCAGCACUGGCCCUUCGGGGAGCUGCUCUGCAAGCUGGUGCUGGCCAUCGACCACGGCAACAUCUUCUCCAGCGCCUACUUCCUGGCCGCCAUGAGCCUGGACCGCUACCUGGUGGUGCUGGCCACGGCGCGGUCCCGCCGCGUGCCCUGGCGCACCCUCCGGGGGGCCAAGGUUGCCAGCCUAUGCGUCUGGCUGGGCGUCGCUGUCGCGGUGCUGCCCUUCUUCACCUUCGCCAGCGUCUACAGCAACGAGCUGCAGGUCCUGAGCUGCGGGCUGAGCUUCCCGCAGCCCGAGCGCGCCUGGUUCCAGGCGAGCCGCAUCUACACGCUGGUCCUGGGCUUCGCGGUGCCCAUGUGCACCCUCUGUGUGCUCUACGCGGACCUGCUGCGAAGGCUGCGGGCCCUGCGGCUCCACUCCGGUGCCAAGGCCCUGGGCAAGGCCAGGCGGAAGGUGACCCUCCUGGUCCUGGCCGUGCUGGCCGUGGGCCUGCUCUGCUGGACGCCCUUCCACCUGGCCUCGGUCGUGGCCCUGACCACAGACCUGCCCCAGACGCCCCUCGUCAUCGUCAUCUCCUACGUUGUCACCAGCCUCAGCUACGCCAGCUCCUGCCUCAACCCCUUUCUGUACGCCUUCCUGGACAACGGCUUCCAGAAGAGCCUCCGCACUGCAUGCAGGUGCCCGGGGGCAUGA
Molecule: messenger RNA, 1065 nt
Organism: Sus scrofa (pig)
Lineage: Eukaryota; Metazoa; Chordata; Mammalia; Artiodactyla; Suidae
Gene: NPBWR2
Product: neuropeptides B and W receptor 2
Biological process (GO): neuropeptide signaling pathway
Cellular component (GO): plasma membrane; neuron projection
Molecular function (GO): neuropeptide receptor activity; neuropeptide binding
Source: RefSeq, a predicted model, not a curated record